Molecule: messenger RNA, 4428 nt
Organism: Myotis myotis
Lineage: Eukaryota; Metazoa; Chordata; Mammalia; Chiroptera; Vespertilionidae
Product: testis-specific serine/threonine-protein kinase 1-like
Exons: 1
Coding region: 1327-2493 (388 amino acids)
Biological process (GO): microtubule cytoskeleton organization; intracellular signal transduction; protein phosphorylation
Cellular component (GO): cytoplasm
Molecular function (GO): tau-protein kinase activity; protein serine/threonine kinase activity; ATP binding
Source: RefSeq, a predicted model, not a curated record
CAUUUUUAAAAAAUAAAAAGAGUCCCUAGCCGGUUUGGCUCAGUGGAUAGGGCGUCAGCUUCUGGACUGAAGGACCCAUCCACUUCCUCAGGGUGGAUAUAGCUACGGUUCAACCCAAGACUAGGCCAGACCUGCCUGCUCCUGCCCCUCAGGGUGUGGCCCCGAGCAGGUGCUAGACACACUCCACUGCUGGCAGAAAUUGGUCCCUGUUCAAUGCUGACCUCUCCACUUGCACCAUCCUCAGGGAGCAUUCCAGGAGCAGCUGAUGGCACUCAAAGCAGGAUCAAGGUCCAGCUUCUGUCCCAGCCCCAGAUCUGCCCUAGGAGCCCAGACCCCCAAGAAGGAACACACAGCCAAGAGCAGAAAUCCCUGCCAGUUGUCCCCACCAAAGCCACUAUCAGAGAAGCAGGCUGGCAAAGCUUUGGAAGAGGAAAGUCAAGUCCAGGGAGGUGAAGAGUCCAGCUAAACCAUUCAGGAGAGGGCAGAGUCCUGGCUUCCUAAAAUCAGAGACCCUGGGCCUGGAGUCUUGGCCCCACCUGAUUCAUCUCUUCUUCACCCUGCUGCAUGGCCCGCAGGCCACCUGUGUAGACAAAGGCAAGGACUUCCAAGACUGAAGGGGGAAAAAUCAGGGACGUUUCUCCCCAGCUCCUUGCCUGUGGGUCACUGUGGCCUCUACCAAAGGUCACUGCCUCUCUCAAGGUCACCCUCUCUAUGCUAUCCUUCCCAGGCUCCGAUGAUCAUCCCUCCCCUUCUCCAGGAGUGUGUGACUACUGUUGGUGUUUCCUACACUCUGCUCCCACCUUUGUAAGUUAUGCCCUUAUUACACCCUCAGACUGCCCCCAAUUGGAGUAUGUCCUGUUUUCUACUGGGACCUGGACUGAUACAACACCUGCCCUGAAUUUCCAGGAUUGCAGUCACCAGCCCCACCACUGGUCAAGCAGUCCUAGCUCCACAUCUGGAGGCAUGGGUAGACCAGGGUGUCCCCAUAGCCCCCUGCUACCUCCAGUCCCAGCCAAGUGUGAGGUCACUCUCUGUAGACAUUUGGUCUGCAGCCUACUGGCCAGCCUUCCAGGAUUCUGAGUCCAAGGGGCUCAAGUCAGGACCUCACUACCCCAGAUACUCCUCCUUUAUGACUUCACCCACUGAAGUCAUCUGGGAGACAAUGCUGAACGUUCCACCCCAGAGUCUGGGCCUCUAGGAGGCAGGGACAGCAGGCCAGGCCAGCCUAGAGGACUAUCCGUCCACAGUGUAAAUGAGGACACGGCUGGCCCAUGUCUUGCAGGGAUGUAGAGGGCAGCCUCAGAGGCACUGGGUGCUCCUGGCACCAUGGAUGAUGCUGCCAUCCUCAAGCGACGAGGCUAUAUCAUGGGGAUAAAUUUAGGAGAGGGCUCAUACGCAAAAGUCAAAUCCGCUUACUCUGAGCGCCUCAAGUUCAAUGUGGCGGUCAAGAUCGUCGACCGCAAGAAAGCCCCCACAGACUUCUUGGAGAAAUUCCUUCCCCGGGAAAUUGAGAUUCUAACCAUGCUAAACCACCGCUCCAUCGUCAAGACCUAUGAGAUCUUUGAGACAUCGGACGGCAAGGUCUAUAUUGUCAUGGAGCUUGGGGUUCAGGGUGACCUCCUUGAAUUCAUCAAAACCCGGGGAGCCCUGCACGAAGAUGAUGCUCGCAAGAAGUUCCACCAGCUCUCCUCCGCCAUCAAGUACUGCCAUGACCUGGACGUUGUCCACCGAGACCUCAAGUGCGAGAACCUUCUCCUUGACAAGGACUUCAACAUCAAGCUGUCUGACUUUGGUUUCUCCAAGCGCUGCCUACGGGAUGAUAGUGGCCGACUGGCACUGAGCAAGACCUUCUGUGGGUCGGCGGCAUAUGCGGCCCCCGAGGUCCUGCAGGGCAUCCCCUACCAGCCCAAGGUCUAUGACAUCUGGAGCCUGGGCGUGAUCCUCUACAUCAUGGUCUGUGGCUCCAUGCCCUACGACGACUCCAACAUCAAGAAGAUGCUGCGCAUCCAGAAGGAGCACCGCAUUAACUUCCCGCGCUUCAAGAGCCUGACCAGUGAGUGCAAGGACCUCAUCUACCGCAUCCUGCAGCCGGACGUCAACCGGCGGCUGCACAUCGACGAGAUCCUCAGCCACUGCUGGGUGCAGCCCAAGGUCCGGGGCCUGUUCUCUGCAGCCAUCAUCGACGAGGAGGGGGAGAGCUCAGGGGUCCGUGAGCCCUCAGGGGUCCAUGAACCCCCAUGGGUCCCUGAGCGGGGCUCUGACAAGAAGUCUGUCACCAAGCUGGAGCCCCAGGAGGCACAGCCUGAGGUGAACCCAGAGUCACAAGCCAAGGAGGAGAUUCUGCAAGAGGUGUCGAGGCCGUUGGAUACCAGAAGCCCAGCCCCUACAGAGGGGCAGCCGAGCAGGGACACCGUGGAAGGGGGGCUCCCUGAAGCCUCCAGACACACACACCUAGUGAGCCUCUUACAUGGCCCAGGGGCGGGCAGGGAAUGAGGCAGAGCUCAUAGCUUCGAGCCUGAGCUCCAAAAAAAAGCCAAGGGACAAGCCACUGAAGGAAGACAGUCCUGGAUGAGCCGUUAUUUUCGUUUCUUUUCCCUCCCUUUGAACUUGGUAACCCACAUGGUAAAAAAGCAAUAAAUAACUAUAUUAGUGCAGAUUGUAAGGUGCUUGUCUUUCCCCAGCUGACUGCGGUCGUCUAAGAAGAGGAUCCAUCCCACCACACCCCAAGUUUGGAAAAUAUAUCCCAGUGUGCCCAGCCAUGACCAUGACCUCAGGCCUUCAACCAGAGCAGAGAGCUGAGUGCGGAAGAUGCUGCUUCAAGAGGGAGGCUAUGAGUGUGGUGCUGGGGGAGGGGGGACAUGGAGAGCACAGGCCCAAGAAGGGCUGCGUGUACAAGCCUACUGGUGGGGAGGGGCCUGCGGAGGGCAGAUGCACCAGCUUCUCAGACUCUCUUCAUCUCCCCACCUUAAAGGGCAACUUAGUUUUUCUGCUUGGUCCACCAGGGCUUCUCCGUGUCCAGCAGGCUCCCAGUUCUCAAUGGCGCCGAGUCACCCCACCCUGUGGCCAUUGCCCCAGCUCAGGUGAAGCAGGAGGCUCUGCUGGACAGCCCAGCCACACUCCAGCCCACAUGUCCCACAGCUGUGUGGCCUGGAUCUCACCCUGUUCCCCUCUAGUCCCAGUCUGUCCCAGGGGUGAUACUCCCUGCCAGAGUAGAUAAGCUUAUACUGGUAAGAGACAAGACAGGUGUCCUCACAAGGCAUGCCUGAACUCUGUGGUAUCUUUGUCCCAUAGCAGGAGCAGGCUUACACGUAACAUCACCAACCACCGUGCUUUGCAGGGCCCUGCUUGGCCUUUUCUAUGCAGUCCUCACCUCUGCUGUGAUGGCCCUUUCUCUUCCCGCUCUGCACUCACUGACUUCUUGUGGACCUGCAGGGUUAACACACCAAAAGGGCAAGAGCCUCAGACUCACCCCACCCCGACACCUCCGUUUUAGGAAAACCUGAACCCCAGCCCGCUGGGAGAAGUGAGACCCCGUCAGUGUCCCAGACCUGCCCUCUGCAACCCUCCCCAUAGUUAGUCCAAUGCUCUGUCUGGCUCUGCCCUCCCCACAACCCCCUUUCCCACGGUAUUCUCAUAUGCCCUGCCAUUGCCUCCCACAGCACCCAGUCUGGCUCCCUCUGCUGAGGGAAGGAUCCCAGUGUCUAGCCUUGGAGGUCCUCCCAGGUCUGACCUCUUCCUGGCCACCCAGCCUCUUCCCUCACCCCCACCCCACACAUACAUUUUAUAAUCAUCCCUGCAAACCUUAUCUCUCUCUCCAGGCUCAGCUGAGGGGCCAUGGCCUCCACAAGGCCUCCUGGGGGCCCCUACAGCACUCAGCAGCCAGCCACUGAGCUCCACCAGGCAGGCCAGUGAGUGCCCAGGGUCCAGGCACAGAACAGGCCCUGAGUAAGACUGGAGCAGUCCCCCAAUUUCUUAGUGAGGACUGCAGGCUCCAGGAGCCCAGCCAUGCAGCUUGGCUGAUGGUGGAGGGCAAUUACAGUAUACACUUGAGUGGAACUGACAUAGGGACAUCCCGAGGAGAGGCUCCUAAGCCGCCUCCUCUUGGUCCUCUCUGCAGCCUGCUGCAUCCUCUAGGCAGCGGGCAGUGUGCGGCAAGAGGGCCUGGAGUCUCACUGCAGCCCAGCGAGGAGGUGAGCCUGGGUAGGAGGGGCUGCAGGAAGGAGCACCUACUGUGUGCUUUGCAAGUGGGGAAACAGCUCAGAGAGGGGAGACUUCUUGACUGAAGCCACACCUCCCCAGGUGGCCUCACGGGGCUCAACCCUGGCAUAGACCUCCUCAGUGACUCUUUCACAAAGGUUUUAGGAUCAAGACCCUCAACAUGGAUGCUGUGUUGCCCUGACCGGUUUGGCUCAGUGGAUAGAGCGUCGG